This is a messenger RNA of Drosophila innubila, 4972 nucleotides long. RefSeq names its product DENN domain-containing protein 5B (gene pns). Bases 324 to 4709 code for a protein of 1461 amino acids. NCBI's taxonomy places the organism in Eukaryota, Metazoa, Arthropoda, Insecta, Diptera, Drosophilidae. The transcript has 16 exons. Gene Ontology annotation, molecular function: small GTPase binding; guanyl-nucleotide exchange factor activity. The record is from RefSeq and is a predicted model, not a curated record.
CAAUCUUUUGGGCCGGGUGGCAGCCUGGUGGCUGUGUUUGUUGCAAAUUGCGAACAACGAACAAACGAACGACAAACACAAAAAUUGAUACAGGGCCAGGGACGUUGACGUCGCUGCCAAAGCCAACGUCGUGUAAAUUGGAAAGUGGCAAAAAUACAAAAAAAAAAGAAACAACAACGAGAGCGCGCACAACGGUAAUAGUAAUAAAUACACACACGCAUACAGGCAUACAUACACAUAUGUACAUACACAUGCACGCACACAUGGAGGCGUUUGUUUGAUGAACAAUUUGGAGCAACGAACAAAAGACAGACAAACAUAUAAUGACGACGCGUGAAAAUGUUGCAAGCCGCUUGUCUAAAUUAAUGCUUAACAAUAGCAACAGCAAUGGGAGCAACAACACGACAACAACAACAACGACGGCAGCCACGGCAGCAUCAAUGUCCAUGUCCAUGGUGCAAUCACCAACGUCUCCGGGUGAACAGUCGGAGCUGAAUCAAUUGAAACGCGAUGCGGAUCCGCAAUUCUCACGAUUUGCCGAUUAUUUUGUGAUAUGUGGCUUAGAUCUGGAUACGGGACUGGAGCCCGAUCGCUUUGCGGGUGACAAUCUGCAUUGCUCGCCGCUGGAUCGCGCCUACAAGAGCAAGCCUCUGGCCCAUUAUCCAGAGAAUGUAUCAUGGAAUCCAUUCGAUGCUCAUGGCAUUUGCAUGCUGUCGCUGCCUCAAGGUCUGCGCUUUCGCACACAGAAGCACAACAUUGAGCCCAAGUUUCAUUCGUUUGCAACGACGCGAGAGGAUGGCAAACGUUGUUAUGGCUUCAGCUUGGUCUUCUACGAGGAGAUACGAAAUCGUAACAUUUGUGGCGCCAUUCACACGCUGCAGUCCAUGUUUAUUACGGAGCUAUCAAAUGGCCAACAGACGCAUUCGCUGAGCAGGAUUAAACAGGAUGGUCCAGUCAGUCGCUCGCUGCCGCGACACUUUAAAGUCGCCGGUCAGGCGCCGCAAUCCGCACAAAGCUAUUACGACAUCAGCAAGGACAAGCUGUUUGUGGCCAAAAGCAUCUCAUUGAUUUGCCAAGCUCCUUACGCUUUUGCCGCGCAGUUGUUUCUCAAGAAUUUGUACCGUUGUCUUCCACGACAACCGGGCGCUGGUAUUAGUCUCGAAUCCUAUGUGUACAAUAUAUUGUAUGAAGUGAUGUUACCUCAGCCAGGCAAAUCCAUACGCGUCUAUUUGCCACCGAUGGAGCCGCAUUUGUCGGCAAUUGCAUUGAUCUUGCAACGUCCAGCGUUGGCCACAGAGCUGCCCUUGUUGGACUUUCCACUGCGUUUGCUAUUUAGCUAUUUGGGCGUGGAAUGUGUUAUACAACUCUUGACAUGUGUGCUUCUCGAGAGUCAGGUGCUGCUGCGGUCAACGGAUUACCAAAGACUCAUGAUUGUGGGCGAGUGCAUAACAUCGUUGCUGUUUCCAUUUCUUUGGCCACAUGUGUAUGCGCCCAUUUUACCCGCUGCACUGCAUCAUUUUUUGGAUGCACCUGUGCCGUUUGUGAUGGGACUGCAUGCUGAAUGCGAGGCUGCGCAUAAAAUUGGCAGCGAGGCGGCGCUGUGCUUUGUAGACAUUGAUAAGAAGCACAUACAGUUGCCGGAGGAGCUGCCCGUCUUUCCCCACAAGAUGGACUUUAUGGCCGAGAUUAUCUCUGUGCUGGACAAGUUUGAAAUAGAGCGUGAUCGUGCCCAGGAGCCCAGUCUAAAGAAUGGCUAUACCAUGCGUGGCGGCAAUGAUGCAAUGAUCUCCAGCUGCACACUGCCCAACGGUCUCCAGGCGGCGCGACGCAGCAAGGAACGUUUUCAGCAGCUGCAGGAGACUGUCUAUACGCUGGGUGGUGCGAGUGGUUCGCCUGGUCAGCUGCCUGGUGUGGAUUAUCAGCCACUGGUGGCACAUCCCUCGAAGAUUGACCAUGUGCCGCGUAUUGCGGACUUUCUGCGUCGCAAGGGCGGCAUGCGGGGAGCCCAGUCAGCUGGUUCACCAGUUGGCAGUCCCACGCUAUCGUUGUCCUCCUCUCCCGUGGGCAUCUACCAUGACGUGGAUGCUGUGGAUGCCACACUGCCGCCCUCACGCAUGGGCUCCCUAUCGCGACGUGAGAAAACUGAGAAAACCAAUCUAACCACCGUGGAGCAAUACUAUCAGGAUCUGCGCAUCAAUAACUCAUUGCGGGAGAUUUUUCUAAAUCGUUUCGCACACAUGUUUCAUGCCUACGAAUACUUUGUCAUCUAUCCCAAUCAGGCCAAGGAUGAAUGGCUUUCAAAUCGCGAAACGUUGCAGAAUUUCGAUAAAUCUUCAUUUCUAUCUGAUCAGCCGGAACAUCAUCGUGCUUUUUUAUCGCGUUUUCUUGAAUCUCAAAUGUUUGCCACGCUCAUCGACAACAAAAUUCUGGCCAUGUGGGAAACGCAACCUGAUGAGCAGCUGCAGCUGUUCGAUCAGCGCAUUAAGCUUUUGAGACGUCGUCAUGGCGAGAACAUGAUCUGUGCCACGAGCUAUGAGCCUUGUGUGCUUAGCCAGGAUUCGCAGCAGGGCUUUGAGAAGCGUCUCAAUUGCAUUGACAUUGAAGUGACGCCGCCUAGUGAGAUUCUAUCAAAUCGUGCCGCCUAUUUUCGCAGUUUUCCGCUGCUCGAGAAAGGCGUGCUGAAUCAGGAGUGCGCCUCGAGAGGGAACAGUUUGAGGCGCGUUAAAAAUGGCAACAAGUGGCGCGCCCGGGAAAUCUCACUGGAUCAGAAGCCACCAAACAGCUGCAACAGUGGAGGCAGCAAUUCCAACUCCAACUCCAAUGUGGCCAUCAAUCGACUUUCGGCCAAUUUGACGACGGCGGAUGUAAGUCCUGCUUUAAUAGCACAGGCCAACUGGACAUUUGUGGAACGUCUGUUAAAGGACAUUAAAUCGAAGACGAAGCGCAUGCUGCUUGAAAAGAUGGGCAACGAGGCGGUGGCCUUGGGUCUCAAGGGCGAUGGCAUUGAGGAGAAUACGUUGAUAGCCAGCAUGUGUGAUCUGCUGGAGAAGAUCUGGUCACAUGGCCUGCAAAAUAAACAAGGCAAAUCAGCACUUUGGGCACAUCUACAAGCCUACAUCGAGUUGCAAGAGGCACGUGGCGCCGGCAACAGUUGCAACAACGUCGAACAGAUGACGCCCGUGUCCAGCAGUCCCAGCAGCAACAAAAUGAACAUUGCCAGCGCCUCGCCAGCGUUGGCUUGGAAUGCCAUGCGCAAACGCAUGGAUUAUCUGUCCACAUUCCAAACGGACUUUGAGAGUCCACCAAGUCCAAAUCGCAGUCGUUCACGUGAUCGCAACAAGUUUGUGGGUCUGGAGCAGCUUUGUCCAUUGCCCGAAUCAUUGGAGUUUGAUGUCAAAAACGUGCUGGCCAUGGCGGACAUCAAGACACACAUUGGUUAUACACGCGCCUGGGUGCGUUUAUCUCUAGAGAAGAAGCUGCUCUCGCGUCACUUUCGUACGCUGCUCUCCGAUGAGAGUUUAUUGCGUUCUCUAUACAAACGUUCAGCUUUUCUGCGCUGCGAGGAGGAGAAGGAACAGUUUCUCUAUCAUCUCUUGACAUUGAAUACGGUUGAUUACUUUAGCUUUACCAACAUUUAUCCCACUACAAAGCUGCCCUAUCGCGUUGUCAUCUUUCCCUCACGCAAAUAUGGCUCCUAUCACACCUCCAGCAAUGUGUGGAUCAUGAUCUCCGGCACCAUGAAUGAAACGCAACGUGUGCCCGUGCCCAAAGGAUUGCUGGAGUUUAUCUUUCAUUAUAAAAAUCUGGGUCUGUUGACAACCAUGCGCAUAGGACAUGAUAAUUCGGGACAAAGCCACAAGUGGUUGGUGGAGCAGGUUGUAAUGCGUAAUGAGGUCACUGGACACACCUAUAAAUUCCCCUGUGGACGCUGGCUGGGCAAGGGUGUCGAUGAUGAUUCAACGGAACGUUUGCUGGUGGGACAACGUGUCUCCACGAGUGUCAAGAAUGCUGAGCUGGUGCCUCCAACACGCACACCACCGCGUACACGCAGUCCAAGCGUGCAACGUCAGGAGUCUGUGUCGCCUUCAGAGAUACAACAUCAGUUGGGCAACUGCGUCAAUGUGAUUGUCAAAUGGCACUAUAAACCAAGCAGAGAUCGAGAUGUGGGCACGUUAACGAAUCUGCUGUGCGGUGAUGAUGGACUAGUCAAAUGCCUGGAGCAGGUCUUCCUCUGCGGCUUUCGUUCGUCGCGUUUCUUUGGACGGAAUUUAUACAUCUGGGACUUCUUUACGAAAAUCAAGGAGCUGUUUGAGCAGAAUCUGCAGCAGGAGCUGGAGGAUUCCGCCUCGAGCAUGGAUUCCUCGUUCAGCAACGGCAGCUGCAACAGCCUGCAACGUCGUGAGGUUACCAGCAUUUGGCGUCUGUAUGUGCAGCUCAUGGAUGAGAUUAAUGUCACGGCCAGCACACUGGGAAAGGAUGGCAAAUUUCAGCUGUUAAUAUGCCUCAGCUUGAGGGAGCAUCUGCUGACUCGACUCGUCAAACCCAUGGCUCUGACAAAGGUUACUCAGGAGAUGUACGAGGAGGAAAGCUUUCUGCGUCGUCGCAAUCUAUUGACAUUUCUCAUACAAAUUCUGGAACCGCUUGAUGAUUGCCACAUCGUGUUGGAAAACUCCAUAACCCAAGGCAUACGCAUUCCAUCACAGUGCUGAGUUAAGUUCUCUCAUUUCGGCAUUUUCCGGAAUCUCACCCACAGACAUUUGCAACCAGUGACCUAGAAUACUCAUACAUAUUGCCCUUAAGUACACUAUUUGGAAACGUGAGGAAUCUCCGAAACUUGAAUUCUCGUUGUUAGAUUUUACGUAAAAUGAAGACAUUGUCCUCCUUCUAAUCCUAAAUCUAUACCUAAUUAUAAUCCUUAAACAAAUCCAAUCACUUGCCAUCCACACGCUUGCCAAGUGUUCAAGUCAAAAAA